GGGCUCGAUUUCUUCAUCGUUUGAAAGCCUUGGGGCUCUGGACGUCCCGUUGCCUCCUCGCCUGCCUCGAAGAAGUCUUCUCCGACGCCGGCGGCGGCGUGAUCGGAGGGCGGCCGGCGGGCAUCGAUUAGCCACCGUCCAUCCCUCUCUCUUCUGCUUUUCUCUCUUUCUCUCUUCCCGUCCCUCGAUUCUUCGCAGGCACCGAAGGCUCCCCUGCCUCUCUCUUCAGUGCUAGCGAGGCUCUGAGAGAAUCUCUAAAAGUUUCAGAGGAAUAUUUUCUUUUCUAGAGUGUUGGGACAACAUGCUUCUCAGUAAUUGUGUGGCUUCUGGAAGCCCAGCCAUGAAACCAGGGCCCUGCAAUAUUAAGCGUAAUCCUUCUUGGGCAUAUGCCUCUCCUGUUCGUGCUUCUGCAGCAUGUCCAAAAUUCAGAAGUCUAUCUACAGCUUAUCGAGAAAGAAAGCCUUUAUCCUUAGGAGGAGGCUCCACUCUACACCUUUCUGGGGCAUCAACUUCCUUUCUGAGAGGAGACCAUGGUUGCAUUGCACAGAUAAUGCCUUUGUUGGACAGGCACAGGAAGGUGUUGCCUAGAAGCUUAGUGGUCUCUAAAGCAUCCAAGAGUUUCUUUAGCUAUCCGCAAAUGAUCACUAAGCCCAAAUGGUGGUGGAGGACCUUAGCUUGUAUUCCAUAUCUCCUGCCUCUCCACUAUGUAUGGUUUUAUGCUGAUACGACAUACCAACUACACAACUUCCUUGAAGACUUUGACUUCCUAACAAACCCCUUCCUUGAUACCAUAGCACUAUUGCCCAACUGGUUCAUGAUGGUGGUUCUGUAUAUAGCUUAUCUUGGUGUGGUGAAGAGGAAGGAGUGGCCACAUUUCAUGCGGUUUCACAUUACAAUGGCAAUGCUCCUUGACACCGCCCUUCAGGCCUUGGCUAUUGCAUGUAGUUGGAUGCCAAAUGCUAUAUUCCGUGGUAAGCUUGCAAUCUAUUUCUGGGUUGCGGUUGCAUUUGUGCAGAUGUACGUGGUGCUUGAAUGUAUGAGAUGCGCACUUGCAGGCCAGUAUGCGGAUGUCCCAUUUAUGUCUGAUGCAGCAUAUUUUCAUACAGACUUGCUUUUGUUUGGAUUAUAGGCAGUUUCUUCCUUCUGUUUUCUUUCUUGUCUCCAGACAGUAAUAGUUGAAUGAUGUUAUCAGGAAAAAAAAAAGGGUAAUGAUACAGUGAGACUUGAGUAUCAGGAGAAAUUAGGAUUGAAUGAGCUCUAUAAGGGGUGUUUCCAACUUGUAAGCCUGAUUGGGUCCAAAGAAUUGAUAGGAAUAUUUUGUUGAUGUGCUUAUUUGUUUAUUUCGUAUAUUGAGGAACUUGAAUAAUUGAAUGAAUGUAUUUGCUGCAUUAAAUU
This is a messenger RNA of Phoenix dactylifera (date palm), 1395 nucleotides long. RefSeq names its product protein TIC 20-I, chloroplastic-like. NCBI's taxonomy places the organism in Eukaryota, Viridiplantae, Streptophyta, Magnoliopsida, Arecales, Arecaceae. The record is from RefSeq and is a predicted model, not a curated record.